This is a messenger RNA of Hordeum vulgare subsp. vulgare (domesticated barley), 950 nucleotides long. Its product is annotated as 50S ribosomal protein HLP, mitochondrial-like. Lineage: Eukaryota; Viridiplantae; Streptophyta; Magnoliopsida; Poales; Poaceae. The record is from RefSeq and is a predicted model, not a curated record. The transcript is spliced from 4 exons. Gene Ontology annotation, biological process: translation. Bases 134 to 646 code for a protein of 170 amino acids. Gene Ontology annotation, cellular component: ribosome; mitochondrial large ribosomal subunit. Gene Ontology annotation, molecular function: large ribosomal subunit rRNA binding; structural constituent of ribosome.
GCCCGUCUCCGCUGAGUUCAUUCCCUUCACCCCUCUCUCUUCAUCGACGCCGCCGGGACGCUGUACCCCGCCUCCCUGGACCCCGAUAGUUCCAGUUCGUUCGACGAGGAGGUUCUUCGGGUGGCUGCAGGAGAUGGCGGCGUUCCUGAGGUCAAAGUGCUCCUCAGUUGGGCGUACGUUGAUGGGAGGCGUCGGAAACAAUCUGUAUGGGGGUAUCAAUUCGUCUGCUCAAACUGUGACAAGACCAUCUCACUGUGAUGCUAUCAGCCAGCAAAUCAGGACAUUCAUCCAGAUGAGAACCAACCUCAAGGUGGUAGACAACUCUGGAGCCAAGCGGGUCAUGUGCAUACAGUCCUUGAGGGGGAAGAAAGGAGCGAGGCUCGGGGACAUGAUAAUUGGUUCUGUGAAGGAAGCGCAACCUCGUGGCAAGGUCAAGAAAGGUGAUGUGGUCUACGGUGUGGUUGUCCGUGCUGCUAUGAAGAAAGGGCGCAGUGACGGCAGCGAGGUCCAGUUCGAUGACAACGCUAUAGUCAUCGUGAACAACAAAGGCGAGCUGAUUGGCACUCGCGUCUUUGGUCCUGUUCCCCACGAGCUCAGGAAGAAGAAGCAUCUCAAGAUCUUGGCGUUGGCUGAGCACAUAGUUUAAGACCUUACCCUGCUUAGUCAUAUCUUGCUUUUAUUUCCGGGGAAUGGGGUUAACUUUGCUCCAGGGAUGUUUUGGUCGCCCGUGCUGGUUAUUCCACCUUUCGUUUGGUAAUUUGUGUUUGGAAGAAUGUACCCCAAAACUAUAGGAGGCCCCUGCUGGUUAUUCCACCUUUCAUUUGCUUAGUGUGCAGCUGAAUGUGAACCAAUCAAACUAUAGGAAGCCACCCGCUGAUCAAGUUUUGUAGCACAUUUAAUCUGAAUGUUUCGCUGGAACGGCGAAAAUAUGUUCCUUAUUUGCUCUGUUU